UGAAAAAGCUAUUCAAAUUGAUCCUCACUUUGCUGAGUGUUAUGGAAAUAUGGCAAAUGCUUGGAAGGAGAAGGGCAACAUUGAUGUUGCAAUCCGCUACUAUUUAAUUGCUAUCGAGCUCCGACCAAAUUUUGCUGAUGCAUGGUCAAAUUUAGCAAGUGUAUAUAUGCAUAAAGGGCAGUUUAACGAGGUAGCUCAAUGUUGUCGCCAGGCUCUUGCACUGAAUCCACGUUUGGUUGAUGCACACAUUAAUCUUGGGAAUUUGAUGAAAGCUCAAGGAUUAGUUCAAGAGGAACGUUCUGAGCCUGAUGGCUUCAGCCAUGCCACAGGCUAUGACUGUAACUCCUGAGGAGCGGGCAACCAUUGAACGUGUAUGUUUCUAAUCUUUGUUUAACCUCUGUGUAGUCCCUCUCUUGUUUGUGCUUUUAUCCAAGAGCCAAGAUGGCUACUCAAGAACAUUUAUUGCAUUUUUUUAUUCUUAAACAUAUAAUUUAGACGGUUGAAACCUGUACUGCACUGUUUUAUAGUUAAUUUUAUUAUAAUGUUUCAGUCAGUUCUAUGUAUCAACAACCAUUCAGAUCAAUCACAUUUUAGGACCAAAAUUAAUAAAUAAAUAGUCAAUUGAACAGAGGGAAAAACUCUAGUGAUGGUUAAAAAUAUAGAAGUGGCUGUUAGACAAAAUAAUGCGAAAGACUUGGCACUUGAUCAUGCUAUACAUAUGUUGCUCGCUGGUAUGUUUGCCAAGUGUUUGUGUAUUGGUUCUGGUUCAGUUUUCUCACCACAAUCACUUGAGUAGACAAUGAGGGACUUCUUUUGAGUACUUCCCUUGGGGUAUGUUCAUUUCUUCAUUUAUUGAUUCUUUAUGUUAUUUUUCUUCUAUUUCUUAUUUUAAAGUGUUAUUUGUUUCAUUUGGAAAAAUAGGGGAGGCAGUAUUUCUGGGUUUUCAGCACUACAUUUUGGCCCUUGGAACUGCAGUGAUGAUCCCUUCUUUCCUUGUUCCUUACAUGGGUGGUACUGAUGUGAGCUCAUUUUUCAUAAAAGACCAAUAUUUAUUUUUAAGCAAGAAAUUAAUAUAGUUUGUGAGCCGAUCCUUUAAUGUUUCCUCAUACUAAUUUUUCUCAUCCUCUUUUCUUUACUAAAGUGAUAAAGUCAAGUUUUUGGAGUUGUUUAUGUAUCAAAGUUGAAAAUUUGUUAAUGAUUUUAUGAACCAUCUUUGAAAAAUAAAAUUUCAUCAGGGUGAUAAAGUCAGAGUAGUACAGACUCUACUGUUUAUUGAAGGAAUUAACACACUUCUUCAAACUCUCUUUGGAACCAGACUGCCUACUGUUAUUAGAGGGUCUUAUGCAUUCAUGGUCCCUAUUAUAUCUAUCAUUCAUGAUUCAUCAUUGGCUAGUAUUGAGGACCCUCAUAUCGUAAGUGCAACCCUUCUAUUCUUGAAUAAGGCAUUUCCUUUUCCUUGAUAUCACUAAAGCAUUCUUUUAUGGUAUGACUUCUUUGCUAUCUAUGUGUUGUAAGGAAGCUUACUUUUCUUGUACAUUUUUCUAGAGAUUUCUC
Messenger RNA from Humulus lupulus (European hop), 1554 nucleotides. RefSeq names its product probable UDP-N-acetylglucosamine--peptide N-acetylglucosaminyltransferase SEC. NCBI's taxonomy places the organism in Eukaryota, Viridiplantae, Streptophyta, Magnoliopsida, Rosales, Cannabaceae. The record is from RefSeq and is a predicted model, not a curated record. Gene Ontology annotation, molecular function: protein binding; protein N-acetylglucosaminyltransferase activity. Gene Ontology annotation, biological process: protein O-linked glycosylation. Bases 50 to 349 code for a protein of 99 amino acids. The transcript is spliced from 5 exons.